UUCUAAACAAUCCACAUUCAGUUGAACCGGCGGUGCACCCGCUUUCACUGUCCCAAAACAAAUAGGUUUUUACCGGCGAAAUCGACAUUGUUGACUACGUUGCAGUGGUAUUCUGUGUUUCCAACGCAGGGAAGUGUUGCGAUAGUUGGACGGACGUUCCUUGUGUCAGUAGUGUGAGGAUUCUUCUCGGAGGGUGGGACUCCUGUUCGAGCUGGGUCCCGUGUCUCACGCAUUCGUCCCCGGGGACUGUUGGAUACCCCUCCGCGGACACACCAACAUCGGCAUGGUGGAAAAAACUAUCCUCCAACCCCAUGAGGGAUCGGGAGAGUUUCAGAGCCGGACCGUUUCCCCAGACAGUUUAGCACUGGAUUGUCACGUCACAACAAGGCAUCAGAUGCCUCUGAACAACAGCGGUGACGACUUGCCCGGCGUUUGUGCCGGCUGUGGUGGUCGCAUCGUUGAACGCUACUACCUGCUCGCCGUAGACAAGCAAUGGCAUGUGUCCUGUUUAAAAUGCAGCGAUUGUAAAUUCAGACUCGACUCUGAACUUACAUGUUUUGCCCGGGAUGGUCUCAUCUACUGCAAAGAGGAUUAUUAUAGGAGAUUCGGAAUAAAGCGAUGCUCGCGCUGUCAUCUUGGAAUUGCCGCCAACGAACUUGUUAUGAGAGCACGUGACCUAGUGUAUCACCUCUCGUGUUUCACGUGUAGUUCGUGCAACCGAGCUUUGACACCAGGCGAACAAUUCGGAAUGAAAGAUCACCUUGUUUACUGUAGAACAGACUAUGAAAUCAUAUUUCAAGGAGAGUAUUUGCAAAGUCUGUCACCGGAACUCGGUGGACCAAAUAUUCCCUAUUAUAACGGAGUGGGCGCGGUCCAGAAAGGAAGGCCACGCAAACGGAAGAGUCCAUGUCCAGAGCUUGAGGGAUGUCCAUCAAUGGGUCUUGGCCCUGGGGAAAACCCUGACAGACCCGGGGAGGUACUCGACCGGGAGGGAUAUCAACACCAGACCCCCCGACAGAAGAGGGUACGGACGUCGUUUAAACACCAUCAGCUGCGGACGAUGAAAUCUUACUUUGCUCUGAACCACAACCCUGACGCAAAAGAUUUAAAACAACUAGCUCAGAAAACGGGUCUCUCCAAACGUGUUUUACAGGUUUGGUUCCAAAAUGCACGUGCAAAAUACCGCCGAAAUCUACUCAAGCAGCAAGACUCUGACAAGGGAAACUCCAACACAAACGGGAGCUCGAACGGAGAUAAAUCCAAAGACUCUCACGAUCAGUCACUCACCGAUCUCUCCAAUACCCGAUCUCCCGCCCUGUCGGACAUCAGUUCGAACGCCUCCCUGUCGGACAUCCAAACUCCAGCAUUGGACACAGAUCAGGGCAGCAACAGCAUAUCUGAUCUCUUCUCAAGCACAAUUGCCUCAAUAAACUAGCGAAUCCGGACACCUGUGUACCAAACAGAGAUUAUUUUCAAUUCAACCUAUGUUAUAUUUAUUGAAAGACCAGAAUAAAGUCUGGUUGACAUGGUGUACAGUUAAGCGGGAAAAUUCCGCGAUUUUGUAAUCGGAUGUGUAUAGUUCGACAUGUGAAACAGUUCGGCAAACAGACAUGAAUGUGGACGAAAAGGCCUGAUAGCAUUAUGUCGCCUAGUUCGGCAAUGAGACAUUGUUGAUGACGUUCGGCUGAAGGUUUAAAACGAUCUACUUUGUAACAAAAAGUGCUUUUGAGGUCCCAAACAACGGAUAUUUUUUUCAAGUGCUAGCUAGCUGAAAUGAAAUUUAUGAAGAAAACAUACUCAACUGAAAUGAUUAGACAACCGGAAGUGCUAUGUGUGAUGGGAACACUCACAGUUAUUCAAAACAAAACCCAGCAAACGUGAAAUUGACUUUUUGCUCGGCAUACAAGUGUAAAUAGUUGGAGAAGGACUAUGCUAAAAAGUUGGUUUCUCGCCCAGAAGCGAGAAAAACACUAACUGCUCAAAUAUGCCGCACGUGCAAGAUUUGGAAAAAAUGCUUUUUGUGUGGACCGUUUAUGAUUUUAAGGUGCAGCCAACUCAAAUGUGUAGCAGAUAAAAGACGGAACGGCGCUUUCUUUGUAUUCUGUAGAUACAUUGAAUUAAAAACAGUCAGUGGUUCCUCUUUGAACUGAUAGCGAGCAUGUGUAAUGUGGUCCACGUCCUCUCAUGAUGGCGGCUGGCGUUUGGAUCCGGGCUGAUACAAAAUCAAAAACAGAUUUCAGUCCGGUUACGGAACCGUAUGUGAGACGAAAAUACUUUAGUAAUACAAGGCACAUUCCAAAGAGCUGCAUGUGCAAUGCUGAUGUAAGCUAUGAAAAGUAGGAUUCCUAAACGGAAACAUGGAUUCAUAAUCCACGCUCUCAGACUGUCGAGCUUUACAGUAGGUUUUAUAUCGCAUUCAUCAUUGGAUGGUUUAGAUUUAUAGAUUUUGAUUUAUAUCGACACAGUUAUUCCUCUUUCGCAAAUGUGAUAUGAAGUUUUAUCUCAACUAUCGAAAUACAAACCUAACAUUAUAAAAAGGCAUUUAAUCUCAUCACCCAAUACUUUCUUUUAGUUAUAAAUGUUGAAUAUAAUAAUUUAAAUUUCAGUAUGUCGAGUUAUAAAUAUCUACAGGUGUACAAUACAGGUGUAAAAUGGAUUGGUAAACCCAAGCUAAAUCUCACAUAUCGCCUUCUCUUUGAUGAUUUGAUGUGACUGUUUAGGUAACUUUUACAUCAUACUACCCCCAUGUGUUGUUUGGGGGAGGACGGGGUUAUUCUUUGGGGGAACUGGCAAGCAGAUGGUGACGUGAGUGUCUGGGUACAGCGAGGGCAGAAUGGGUAAAGGGAAUGCAGGUUAAAACACAUUUCCUUCUGCUCAGCAGAUUCUGUCGAGCGCUUGUGUCGAUAUACCAGGUGCAAUAUUGAAUGUGGGAAAAAGGUGCAAAGUCCGCAUUGUUUUAUCCGCCAACUGAGCUAUGAUUCUGGUUCCUAUUCAGCUCACUCGCACCGGAAGUUCUAACAAAAUUACGCCCCUUUUCUUGAAAUUUAUUAAUUUCAACCUGUAUCUACUCUUCUUUAUGAAUCUUUUUGUUUUAAGUCAUUGAUGGUUUUUAAUGCUUGGACUUAGUUGUGCCAGCCAUUAUGAUCGUGUCGAUGUGAAUCCCAGAUUUCCUUAUCGUGAAUUAGCCGUGUGUGUUUCAGGAUAUUCUCACUUUCUGAUCCAACUAGCACAAAAGGCGUAUAAAUUGGGAUCGGGGACGAAGGAAACGAAACGAAAAAGAACUCAAAGACCCUUCACGUCUGUAGCUCAUUAGAAGAAUGUAAAGAACCUAACAUGGGACAGAAUCAUUUUUAUUGGUUGAUAUUAACAGCUGACAUGCGGUCUGCUAUUUCGCCUUUGGGCGUGGCUCAGAUAAAAGGGACAUUUUUAUGAUAGUCUUUUCACCUUAACCUGUCCCCUACUCUUCACACUCUCGACCUUCGAUUUCGCCUAGCAUAUGGAAUUCGCAUUUUUAUCGGAAUUAGGGAUAUCAGGUGUUAUUAAACACGAUUUCUCUAAUAAGUGACCUCGGUUUUACCUUUGAGGGGAGAUAACUCUCGAUAAUCGGCGUAGUGUUUGGUUACCAGGGUCAAAUGACGACUGUUAUCACUUGGAAUGGGACAAGGAAAUUACUUAUUAUUUAUGCCAGUGAUAUGCUCGGCCCAUAGCCGGGUGUGUUUUUUUAAUCCCUGAUACUUUGGUCACAUGUAGAUGCCUGCUUUGUGAAAAAGAACGGCAGCCACCGAAACAAAGGCAAAAUACCAUUGGUUUGCGGAAGGGGUGAGGAUGUCGGAUUCUCAGAACAUGUUUCUUCAUAUCAGGGGCCUCUAACGUGGAAAAGUAUGGCACUAAUUUUGAAGUUGAAUAUUUUUCUGUUAUCCCCACAUCACAUUUUCGUUCUGACAGGAUUGAAAUACAUUUUCCUUCAAGCCGUAUAUCCCCGGCAUCAAAUCAACUUCUUAGAUUGUUUGUCUGGCACAAUGCACGUGCACACCGUACGGUAGAGUCAGCCCUUCAUCAACCUAAAUUGACGCCGUCCCUUGUGGCAGGCGAUAGGUAGGAAUCUUAUCUCAAGUUAAUGAUAUUAAUCACUCCGUAACGUCAACAAAAGAUACAAACAUCUUUUUUCACAGCGAUUCAUUUCCACACUGUUUAGCAGAUCCAGAAAUUGAAAUCAGAAACUUUUCAAAUAGUCUCUUUUACUACCCAACAUGAACUUUUAAAACCAAACAUUUUUAUUUAAUUCGACUGGGUAAAUGUGUGUCUUCUCAUAUACUGAUGUUUAUUAGGCUGGAGGUCGACAUUUAGCAAAAGGAUUAUAAACGUGUUCUGUCGCGGAGGUAUUUUCCCGAUAAUAUACCUCCUGUUUCGUUUCUUUCUCCCCAGACGCUGGUCGAAGGCUACAUCUGACUAAAUCAAAUCUAAAUGUGGUAGCUAUCUAGGAAUUCCGAUCCGUGUUCGUUUUCCGGUUCGGGUUUUAUACUGACAACUGUGACAACUGCGGGAUUGCCGAUCCAAUAUGGCAGCCAUUGAGAAAUUCCUAUACUCUCUCACGGCGAAGGAUUCGAGCAUCUGUUUUUAUUUAUCUGACAAUCUGGUGGCCAUUUUGUAAAACAGUUUAUCCAAACAGAAACAGUCUGGCUGUGGGCUGCAACGGCAGCGACUCGGCCUUUAAUUUUCGUUUACCUUCGCAAAUGGCUGGCGUCAUUUCGGCCACUUACCCAUACACGUGCGCAAAUGCCCAAUAGGAUUAGAGUCAAUUUCCUUCUCAACGAUGCUUCAAAACACGUAUCGCAUAUUCUUCUUUUUUUAGGAUUCAGUUUUAGUUGUAAACUCACGUGACGUGAAUGUCUCACGUGACUAACAAUUCAGUAAAUACAUUAAUUAAUUAACUGAACAUAUUAUUAAAAUAAUAGAAGAAAUAAAAGAAGUCUCGCAAUAUUUACAUCCAUAGAGAUUUGCAAUUAAUGUAUUAUAAUUAAUGUUCUUUAAUCUGUAACACCUCCCAAUAGUUUUUGCUGCGUUAAAUAUUCAUCAAGCCAGAACAGCACAUUUCCUUUUGUCGAUUAAUGAUCGUCCAGUUUUUUUGCCCAUCUUGCGCCAGACGACAUUGGAAGCAAGGGAGCAGACGAUCAUAGAUUCGCGCCACCUGCCCCGUCUCAGUCCUGCUCUGCUUCGUCGGCAGAAUUAGAAUACCAAAGCAUUGUAACUGUAUCAAAUUCAGGUGCGCUUUCCUUCAAAAUAAUCGUCUAGAAUAAUUUAUUUUUGAAACUGAGAGCAUUAUUCUCACCGCUACGUGCGUUACAGAUAAAGUUUGGAAAGUAAAUGAUGAGACCCGUGCACUGAGGAUUAAAAUUGUAUCUUUAAGGAGUUGUCUUCUCAAAUUUCUUGAAUUCGUUUGCUGAACCUCGAGUGCAGGCGUUCAUUGUAUACUGCUAUCGCAAGUCCACACUAAUUUACUAUUUCAAUUUAACUAUAGUUGACGUGAUUAAGACGGGGAGUUUUGUAGGAGGUUUGUAUGGUUCCAAGAUUCUAUUUUAUGUGUUUUGUGGGAAGUCUUCUUUUUAAAUCUGUAUUAUCUGUCC
Haliotis rubra (blacklip abalone) is the source of this 5624-nucleotide messenger RNA. Its product is annotated as LIM/homeobox protein Lhx9-like. The transcript has 5 exons. Gene Ontology annotation, cellular component: nucleus. The record is from RefSeq and is a predicted model, not a curated record. Gene Ontology annotation, biological process: neuron differentiation; regulation of transcription by RNA polymerase II. NCBI's taxonomy places the organism in Eukaryota, Metazoa, Mollusca, Gastropoda, Lepetellida, Haliotidae. Bases 284 to 1435 code for a protein of 383 amino acids. Gene Ontology annotation, molecular function: RNA polymerase II transcription regulatory region sequence-specific DNA binding; DNA-binding transcription factor activity, RNA polymerase II-specific.